This is a messenger RNA of Thlaspi arvense, 1288 nucleotides long. Lineage: Eukaryota; Viridiplantae; Streptophyta; Magnoliopsida; Brassicales; Brassicaceae. The record is from the annotation of a GenBank genome assembly.
UUGAGCCAGUACGGCCUGUGAGGCCCGUUUAUUACAGAGUUCACCACUACCAUAAACCCUCAAAAUUCAGAAUCGAUCUCAUCUAUUCACCGCCGGUGUGCCGUCGUCGAUAUGCUCCGCCGUACCUUUUACAAGCGCGCUCGAAAUGAUCUAGCGUACUGUCAUCGCUUGUUACACAUUCCGUAUAACGAACCAGAGGCUGACUCUAAGGUAAUCUCUGAAAUCGUUAGCAUAGUUUCAAAGAAAGAAACUGAGUCACCUCAGCAACAUUGGCGCAAGAACUGGCAAGAUUUGAGGAAGAACAGGUUAACAGCGAGCAAAUUCGCGCGCGCUAUCGGGUUCUGGCCAGAGGGUAGGCGCGAGCUUUGGUUAGAGAAAAUCGGGGCAGCUAAGCAGUUCUAUGGGAAUCCAGCCAUGUUUUGGGACAAUGAGCAUGAGGUUGAAGCACUCGAGAGAUACAACGACUUAACCGGGAACGAGAUCCUCAUACCUGGGUUCGUAGUGUACAAGAACGGCCAAGACCCUGAAGAAAACUGGUUAGGAGCUUCUCCUGAUGGGUUGAUCAAUGUGGUCAAAGACGGAGUAACUUCAACGGCGGUGUUGGAAGUGAAAUGCCCGUUUCACAACGGGGAGAACAAGCCGGUGUCGAAUCCGUGGAAGAAGGUUCCUUGGCAUUUUGUGCCACAGCUUCAGGGUUUGAUGGAGAUUGUGGAUACAGAUUGUUUGGAUCUGUAUUGCUGGACUCGCAAUGGAAGCAGCUUGUUCAGAGUUUGGCGAGAUGCUGAGUUUUGGGAGGAUAUGAAACCGGCGCUUGUUGAUUUUUGGCACAAGCAUGUUUUGCCUGCGAGGGAGAUAUACAGUAACGUCGGUAUAAAGGACCCUCAUUUGAAGCUGAGAGAGUUUAUGCCCAAGCCUCGGCAUGAAGAUUGCAAGAAGAUCAUGCGUGGAGCUGAGAGAAUCAGCGAGAACUCUAACCGUUUGUUCUAUGAAAUCCAAGGGAAUCUUGAAGAUUGAUUUGGUGUUUUGUUUAGUUCAGUGUUGGAGAAACACGAAAUGAAGAGGCUCUUUUGAUAGCUAAGUACAUAUGACAUUGUGUAUUCUUAUGUUUUUGUUGUUGUUGUGUUACAUGAGAGCAUAUGAGUCACUUUUGGUAAUGCUUUUGAAGGUUUUUUUUUUGUUUUUUCACUAAUGGCUGUUGCUAUAUUUCUAAGUUCUUAGCAGAAAAGCAGAAAAAGAAAAUAACAAUGAACAAAGUUAUUCUGUUAAUAGUUUCAUUAUCUUUUUCCUA